Molecule: messenger RNA, 4049 nt
Organism: Mus caroli (Ryukyu mouse)
Lineage: Eukaryota; Metazoa; Chordata; Mammalia; Rodentia; Muridae
Gene: Skil
Product: SKI like proto-oncogene
Biological process (GO): negative regulation of transforming growth factor beta receptor signaling pathway; negative regulation of BMP signaling pathway; negative regulation of transcription by RNA polymerase II
Cellular component (GO): transcription regulator complex; nucleus; cytoplasm
Molecular function (GO): SMAD binding; RNA polymerase II cis-regulatory region sequence-specific DNA binding; DNA-binding transcription factor activity, RNA polymerase II-specific
Source: RefSeq, a predicted model, not a curated record
UGCUUCUCUGUCCUUUGGGUUGAUGAUGAGUGGGUGUCUCUGCGUGUGCGCAGGGCUGUGGGGGUGCCCCUGGUCUAGGUCAUGCCUCCUGCCCUUUUCCUUGGCUCGCCUUGGCUGAGGUAUUCCUGUAGUGGCGAAAGUCACAGUACGGUGGCUAGGUGGCUUUCGUCCAUAAUUCUCUGGGUUUGUGUUAACAUAAAUUGCUGGGAGUUUAGAAGCAAAGCUUUUUAUUUGUCGGCUUUUACUGGGAGGGAAGUGGAUGAAUACUCUUUUUCGCCACUCUGCCUCCAUUUGCAUUCUUUGUGAGGUCUGUCUGCCUUGUGCUUUUUGUCCCGGAUUAGUCUUGCUCAAGGAUGGAGAUUUCCAGGCGUGGAGUCUUACAGCUUUUGGCUUCCAUUAGGCAAAUUCGCUAACCUUUUAAAGGGAAAGUUUUUUUCUUCUUCAUUCCAAAAAGAUAGUAUGUAUGAAUGUACUUGAAGCUUAGUUGCAUAUGAUCAAUUAAAAGAAGAAUGAACUGUAAUCCCUGAAGAUAAAACUGGACAGCUUUUUCAUUUAGUAUCUGUAUAUUUUUAAUUAUAAAAGUUCAGGUGGAGUCUUCAGUUUAUCAGCACAGAGCGGCAGACUACCAUUUUCAGUGACGAUACCUGCUUCUUCUUUUUUGGUGUUCUUGGCAAAAAUUAAACCCAUUGCGUCAUUGUAACUCAUGUUUGGGUGUAGUUUCAGGAUACAGUCAUGGCAUAAACUUCCCACAUGCUUUGCUUAAAAAACAAAACCAACCAAACUCAACCAUUACACCGAACUUUGGACUUCUUGAAUUGAGGAAUUAGCUUUAUUUUAAUACAAAUACCUGAAGUACUCAAGAAAACAAGGAUUUUCUCAGAGGUGUGCUUACGAUUAUUUUCUUUGUUAUUAGAAGCAAACAAAACUGAGAAGUUUUGUAGCAUUUUCAAUUAUAUCUUAAGGUACAGCUAAACCAAAACAGAGUUGUACAGUCUAUUGAGUAAGAAAAUUCAUCUUUGGAAAGUAAACAUUUCUAAGUGAGUCAUAAGUAUUUGUAUACAUUCCCCUUUUCUCUUCAGAUUAGGAACCGAGAACAACAUGCCAGUUGCAGACUUAAUCAUUUAAAACACCAGUGUGGCCAUGGAAAACCUCCAGUCCAAGUUCUCCUUAGUUCAGGGUUCAAAUAAAAAGCUGAACGGGAUGGAGGAUGAUGGCAGUCCUCCUGUGAAAAAAAUGAUGACAGACAUUCAUGCCAAUGGGAAAACCCUGACCAAGGUGAAGAAGGAGCACUUAGAUGACUACGGAGAUGCAUCCGUGGAGCCCGAUGGCGAGCACGCCAAGCGAAACUGUACUUCUCUACCUGAAACUUUAAAUUUAAACCCCAGUCUGAAACACACACUGGCACAAUUCCAUUUAAGCAGCCAAAGCUCUUUGGGUGGACCAGCAGCAUUUUCUGCUCGCUAUUCCCAGGAGAGCAUGUCACCGACUGUAUUCCUGCCUCUUCCCUCUCCUCAGGUUCUUCCCGGCCCUCUUCUCAUUCCUUCUGAUAGCUCCACAGAGCUCACUCAGACGGUUUUGGAAGGGGAGUCUAUUUCUUGUUUUCAAGUUGGAGGAGAAAAGAGACUCUGUUUGCCCCAAGUCUUAAACUCUGUCCUCCGAGAAUUUUCACUCCAGCAGAUAAACACAGUAUGUGAUGAGCUGUACAUCUACUGUUCAAGGUGUACUUCAGACCAGCUUCAUAUCUUAAAGGUCUUAGGAAUACUCCCAUUCAAUGCCCCAUCCUGUGGGCUGAUCACGUUGACCGAUGCACAAAGACUCUGUAAUGCUUUACUGCGGCCACGAACUUUUCCUCAAAAUGGUAGCAUACUUCCUGCUAAAAGCUCUCUGGCCCAGUUGAAGGAAACUGGCAGUGCCUUUGAAGUGGAACAUGAAUGCUUGGGCAAAUGUCAGGGUCUCUUUGCGCCUCAGUUUUAUGUUCAGCCCGAUGCUCCCUGUAUCCAGUGUCUGGAGUGCUGUGGAAUGUUUGCUCCCCAGACAUUCGUCAUGCAUUCGCACAGAUCCCCUGACAAGAGAACUUGCCAUUGGGGCUUUGAGUCAGCCAAGUGGCACUGUUACCUUCAUGUGAACCAAAAAUACCUAGGGACACCCGAAGAAAAGAAACUGAAGAUAAUUUUAGAAGAAAUGAAGGAGAAGUUUAGCCUGAGAAAUGGAAAGAGAAUCCAAUCAAAGACAGAUACACCAUCGGGAAUGGAAUUGCCAUCAUGGUAUCCUGUUAUAAAACAGGAAGGUGACCAUGCUCCUCAGACACAUUCAUUUUUACACCCCAGCUACUAUCUGUACAUGUGUGACAAAGUGGUUGCACCGAAUGUGUCGCUCACAUCUGCUGCGUCCCAGUCUAAAGAGGCCACCAAGGCAGAGACAAGUAAGUCCACCUCCAAACAGUCAGAAAAGCCUCAUGAGAGUAGUCAGCAUCAAAAAACAGUGUCUUACCCAGACGUCUCACUUGAGGAGCAGGAGAAAAUGGAUUUAAAAACCAGUAGAGAAUUAUACAGUUGUUUAGAUUCAUCAAUCUCAAAUAAUUCUACAAGUAAAAAGAAACCUGAGUCUGCUGUGUGCAGCUUAGUGAGAGGCACAAGCAAGCGUGACUCAGAAGAUUCCUCUCCACUUCUGGUCAGAGAUGGUACUUGUGAAGACGACAAGGGGAAGAUCAUGGAAGACGUGAUGAGAACCUAUGUAAGACAGCAGGAGAAGCUGAACUCCAUUCUGCAGAGGAAGCAGCAGCUGCAGAUGGAGGUGGAGAUGCUGAGCAGUUCAAAGGCCAUGAAGGAGCUCACUGAAGAGCAGCAGAAUCUACAGAAAGAGCUUGAGUCUUUACAGAGUGAGCAUGCUCAGAGGAUGGAGGAAUUCUAUAUUGAACAGAGAGACUUAGAGAAAAAGCUGGAGCAGGUGAUGCAGCAGAAAUGCACCUGUGACUCAACCUUGGAGAAGGACAGGGAGGCUGAGUACGCGGCUCAGCUGGCAGAACUGAGGCAAAGACUAGACCAUGCUGAGGCCGACAGGCAAGAACUCCAAGAUGAACUCAGACAGGAGCGGGAGGCGAGACAGAAGCUGGAGAUGAUGAUAAAGGAGCUGAAACUGCAGAUUGUGAAGUCAUCCAAGACCUCCAAGGACUAAGAGCUGAAGAAGAGACACACCUGUGUGUGGCUGACAGGGCUUCAUGUUUGCCGCUUGCUUUGGACAUUGAAUUCUAACAUCUUAUUUGCAUGAAGGUAGCUAGGCAUUCUCUUUAUUUGUAUGACAGCAAAAGUGAAGAAUAUAUAUUAAUACAAAAUUUUCCAUUUCCGAAUGAAUGAAACUGUGUGCUUCUUUGUACUUUUCCAGCGGGCUUGGUAAUAAUAACCUGUGUAGUUUGAACCUGUAGUCAGUCUACCUGUAUUCCUAACAGCUGCAUACUUUCCAAAGAAAGCUGCACUCUGUGGUGGAAAUUACCUGUGUCCAUGUUAGGCAGUAUUUCAGGCUCAGCGUUAGAUACAGAGGUAAUGUUUAUGAUACAAAGCUAUUUUGUAUCCUUCUCAUUACAGACUCUUGGGAAGCCGGUUGUUAAUUUGUUCAGGUUGUAGAAUGGGUUUCUUCUGUUUCGUCCUAGAGGAAUUUGACUGAUGGAAUGAUAGUGCCACCUCCCUAACAUACGGUGUGUGUAUGUGGGGGGUGGGGUGGGGGGGGGGAGAAGGGCACCCUUUGCUGUGCCCUGAUGCUGCACACAAGAAGCAGUUGUAAUUUGUCUUUCUGUUUAAGAGUGACUAUAUCUAGAUUGUGUGUGUGAGACUUCAGAAAAUUAAAAUGAUUUCUGAACUUUUCCUGUUAACAGUGGUGUGAAAGUACUCAUUCAUGCUCACGAGGAAAAUGGAUUCCACUGAUGUACGUUGGUUCCUAUGUAACUCACAAUCCUCUUGUAUAGUUUUAUAUGUAGUCUUACAAAGGUCUUAUGAAAUUUAUAUAAUGGAUUUUUUUUCUUUUAAAUUAUAAAAUACUAAAUAUCUUGAAGAUUA